GUCCUUCAAAGUGAAUAAAGAAAUCCUGUUCAAUGCAUAAUGAUCUCGUUGAGUACAUUCGUGGAAUGGUGCAAUAAAGGUCUUUCAAAAUUUGCUUUAGAUGCCGGCCGAAUGCAUCGCUAAUCCGUUGCAGCGGGAGUUGGCUGACUCGAUAAUUCGGAUGCAACCGCUAGAUGAAAUUCGAAUAUUACUCGCGUGUGGUGCCAAGCCUAAUGAUGCCGUCACUCAGGGCCUACGACCCCUGCAUUAUGCGGUCUGGCAAAGGUAUGAAGAUGCAGCCCAGCUUCUUUUAGUCAGGGGUGCAGAUAUUGAUGCUACAGAUGAAUGCGGUUAUUCCGCACUGCAUCUUGCAGCAGAGCACGGAUAUCUAGACCUUGUCAAGCUACUUCUCAAGUAUGGGGCUAAAGUCGAUCAUCGUGAGGACACUGGUGAACUAUUUCCUAGAACCACGUUGUGUGAUGAACCCCUGCGAUUGGCUUUGAGGAAUCGACACAUCGAAGUUGCAAAAACACUGCUUGAAGCUGGUGCUGAUCCUAACAAGAGAUAUUUUUUCGGCUCCGAAAUCAAUCUUGUCUCCCCCUUGGAUUUAGAAUGUAUGGAAUUACUUUUGGCCUUUGGUGCUCAUCCAAAUACGAGAGAUCGUGCUGGACUUACGCCUCUCAUGAAAGCUGCGAGAUUACCCCAGGGUAUAUCAUCGGUUCUUUUACUGCUGAGCCACGGAGCAGACGUAAAUGCAACGGCCGAUGCCAGACAUGACUAUCGAACAGUUUUACAUUACGCGAUACUUGGUGGGGAUCCAGCUGUCAUAAAUCUUCUUUUGAAACAGGGGGCCACCCUUGACCUCGGUGCUGACUAUCAAAAACCAACAGCCUUGGACUUGGCGAUUCUCAAGGGAGAUCCGUCGAUUGUGGAAAUGUUGCUUUUUGCAGGAGCAGAUGUAAAUGCAACAUCGCCAAUAAUUGGUUCUCCUCUACAUGUAGCAUGUGCAGACAACAUACCUAAUAGGUUGGAAGUUCUAUGCAUGUUAUUGGAGCGAGGUGCAGAUCCUAAUUUGGUGAUUCGAAGUGACGAGGGAUUAUCUUUAAGACCAGUUUUAGCAGAAUAUGUUGCAUCAAACCAAAACCCAUCUGUGGAAGUGGUAGCUUUGCUGCUAAAGUAUGGGGCCAGAGUGGUAAUCAAAACUCAAUUCAGAGACCCCCAUGGAAUCCUAAAUUCCCUUCAGAAUACAGCAGACAAGCCGAGGAUAUUAAAGGCGCUUUUAGAAGCUGCGGAGAGCUUUGAUCCUUGUAUGAUACGAAGAUCCAGUAGCUUAACAGACGCUCAGAAAGCUCUUGUUAUGGAAGCUGCGAUAACACCUUUACCUCUAACCCAUCAGGCGAGACUCAUUGUUCGUAAGCUCUGUGGUACGAAAUUGCCAAAAAUCGUUAGGAGGCUUCAAUUACCACAGUCACUACAUCGUUACCUUAUGUAUGACUUCUAUUAGUACUGGAUUUAUUAUUUCAGUCGUACUGAUUCCGACUUCACAACCCUCUACCGUGAAAAAUUGAUGAUAAAAGUGUAAGGAAACGUUCUUUAUUGUCCAGCGUGCAAAAUAAAUGCGACUUCCGUAUAUGUACAGCCGGCGGAAUGUGUGAAAUGGUGGCCCGACGACACGGACGAGAACGCGCUUACAAACCGCUUAUAUCCUUGCAAUCUUCAUUGGUCGAAAAGCCCACAACAGAUUUUGUACUUUUUCAACGCAUUGUUUAUCUCGUGCUCUAGAAUGAAAAAAAUAUCAUAUGUGGUAAGAGCGACGUUGGUCAAUUCCCACUCGUGUGAUUGCCGCACGAGCGAAGUGGGAUUGACUAACUUGUCGCCCUUGCCGCAUAAUAUAUGCAUUAUUUUUAUCAGGGUAUAUUCGAACGGGCUUUUCUAACAAAAUGGGCAGUUCUAAAAGUCACUUGGAAGAUGAAGAAAAGAAAAAGAGAAAGAAAAAAAGGUCGGGCAGUUUCAAAAAAUUCUUAGAAUAUACCCUGAUUUUUAUUAAAAAUUGCCUACAACUUAGAAGAGAGUCGGGUAGUAAUGUCCGCUUAAGCCUUUUUAUUAAUAACGUAACGCAUCGAUCAAAAUAGCAAUAUGAAACGUUAAUUAUAAUGUGAGUGCUUUUAUUAACACCUCCGAAGCAGAUAUUUUGAGAAUAAUAGAAUUGUUUACGCGCCUUUAUUUGAUUAAAUGUUUUGACACGUGCUAUAAAUAAUAAUGCAAGAGGUAGCAGAGAA
Belonocnema kinseyi is the source of this 2258-nucleotide messenger RNA. RefSeq names its product ankyrin-3-like. The transcript has 5 exons. Gene Ontology annotation, cellular component: cytoplasm. The record is from RefSeq and is a predicted model, not a curated record. Lineage: Eukaryota; Metazoa; Arthropoda; Insecta; Hymenoptera; Cynipidae. Gene Ontology annotation, molecular function: protein binding. The coding region runs from base 101 to 1483 and encodes 460 amino acids.